Molecule: messenger RNA, 4779 nt
Organism: Zea mays
Lineage: Eukaryota; Viridiplantae; Streptophyta; Magnoliopsida; Poales; Poaceae
Product: P-loop containing nucleoside triphosphate hydrolase superfamily protein
Exons: 7
Coding region: 147-4481 (1444 amino acids)
Molecular function (GO): helicase activity
Source: RefSeq, a predicted model, not a curated record
CUACCGACUACAAAUAGACCUAGGAUUUGAGAGCCCCUGUCUUAAGGAAAAAGGGUUCCCCAAAUCCCCUGCUAAUCGCGAAACAGCGCCUCGUCGCCUUCGUCUGGCCUCUUGACCCCCCUCGUGCACUUCCGAGCCGAGGCAAAAUGCGCCGUCCCCAUGACGCCAGCGACGGCGACGAGGAUCGCGGCUACCCGUCGAGCUCCGCUGUCAACGGGGCCGGCGAUGAGGAGGAGGAGCGGCGCCAGGCGGCGCGGACGCCGGGGAAGGACGGCCCGGUGGACGCGCUGUGGCGGUGGAGAAGCCAGAGCCUCUCCGAGAUAGUGCUCUCGUGGUCCGUGGACCAAAUCCUCGACAAGGACCUGCUCCGCGACAAGGUGUCGAAGAUACCAGAGACAUUUAGCAGCAUAGAGCAGUACAUGACAUCGUAUUUUGGGCCACUUUUAGAAGAGGUUAGAGGUGACAUGUGUUCAAGCAUGGAGGACAUCUCCAACGCUCCAUAUGCAGACCUGCUCUCUGUUAAUUCAAUGAGGAAAGGGAAGGGGUCAUACGAGAUCAGUCUUGGCAGAUGGAGGGGAACGUCUCAUGGCUGUGGGAUUGAUAAUUAUAAGCCAAAAUCGGCUGAUGUUCUACUGAUUUCAGAAACGAAACCGGCAAAUCAAUCUGAUAUCCUGAAACAGUCCAAAUCCUGUGUCAUCGUAUGGGUCAGUAAGGUUAAUGGUAACAAGAUGACAGUCAAGGCAUCACAGUUGAUGGAGACUGGGGCUCAAGGAGGUGAACGGCGACCAAUUGGGGCUAAUAAAUACGAUAAGUUGUAUGCUGAAUGUUUGGACAAGUCUUGGGAAAUGCUAGAUCAAGAAGCAAUGGCUUCGAAAUGUAGAAACUCAUCUGUGCAUCGCAAUGUCUGGAAAGAGUCACACAAGGUUGAAAAGCGCAGCGAUGUGCAUGGAAGAAAUGAGAAAGAGACAGGUGAAUCAAAGCGAUGGUCCUUCUAUGCCAUGUACCUGACUAAUAUGGUAACAUAUGACCGUGUUUGGGUUGUGCUCCGAAGGGGUCUGACAAUGGAUUCAAAAAUCAUCCAUAGCAUGUUGGGCAGAAACAAUUAUGCUCUUGGACAUUGUAAACACUGCGUCAAUAAAUCACAUGAUGAAAUCAAGGGUGAUCUCUGUGAUUUUAAGCUGAAUGACUCACAACUUGAUGCUGUAGCAAGUUGCAUUUUGGCAAGUGAAUGCACUCACAGGUCUUCUAUGGGGCUAGUUUGGGGUCCACCAGGCACGGGUAAAACUACAACAGUUGCAGUGAUGCUACAAAUGCUUCUGAUGAAGGAACAGAGAACUCUCGCAUGUGCUCCAACUAACAUGGCUGUCCUGCAAGUUGCUUCUCGUCUUCUUGAGCUGAUUGGGGACUUCUCUCUAAGACACAAUUAUUCAUUAGGUGACAUCAUUUUAUUCGGUAACAAGGACCGUUUGCAAAUUGGCAAGUUACUGUCAGAAAUAUAUUUGGAUGACCGUGUCCAGAAGUUGUUGAGCAGCUUCAACAGACAACAUGGGUGGAAGCAUUGUGUGGAUUCUGUUGUAACAUUCCUAAAAAAUUGCAAUUCUCGGUACAGAAUGUCCGUGGAUAUACAGCAAGGAAGCAGUGAUGCACGCGACCUUACCUUUAAGAAAUAUUUUACAAGUAGAUUCAGCACUUUAGCCGAUGGAUUGGUCAGAUGUAUCGAUACAUUCUAUGACCAUCUACCAAGGAGUUCCCUGGGCAAGAACUUUGAUAAAAUGAUGUUCGUCAAAAGAUUGCUAGAUAAAUUGCAGCAGUCGCUGAGCGCAGAUGAUGUGUCUGAUGAGCUUCUUUUUACAAUCUUUAAUCCUGCCGAUGAAGUUCCUGACUCAUCUGGUAGUCAUGAUGAUCUGAUAGAUGAUGAAGAUGACUUUCAUGACUGUAAGAUUUCUCUAGAUAGCCCUUUGGACAUAAAGUCUCUUUGCAUAAAAAUUCUUAUGUCUCUUUCAAACAUGCGGCUUCCUUGUGAAGACAAUGAGCUUUCAAUCCGGGACUUGUGUUUGAAACAUGCGAAACUUAUAUUUUGCACUGCUUCUAGUUCAUUUGAGUUGUUCAGACUGCAAAGUGUGAGGCCUAUAAGCAUCUUAGUUAUUGAUGAGGCAGCACAACUAAAAGAAUGUGAAUCACUGGUUCCUCUAUUGCUACAAGGGAUAGAACAUGUUUUACUAAUUGGCGAUGAAAACCAGCUAUCAUCAUUGGUAAAGAGCAAGAUUGCUAAAGAUGCUGACUUUGGACGAAGCCUCUAUCAGAGAUUGUGCACGAUGGGCUACAGCAAACACUUGCUGGAAGUACAAUAUAGAAUGCACCCUAGCAUCAGUAAAUUUCCAAACUCCAAUUUUUAUGAUAAUCGAAUUUCAGAUGGUCCCAUUGUCAGGCAGGAGGACUAUGCCAAGAGUUAUCUACCUGGGCCUAUUUAUGGUGCUUAUUCAUUCAUUCAUAUUGACAACGACAUGGAAAUGCUUGAUAGCCUUGGUCAGAGUUCCAAAAAUAUGGCUGAGGUUGCUGUAGCAGCCAAUAUAGUCGAAAGACUUGCAAAAGAGUGCACUGAGAAGAGGCAGAGAACAAGUGUUGGUAUAAUAUCUCCUUAUACAGCUCAAGUGAUUGCAUUGCAAGAUAGACUUGGACGAAAGUUUGAGAAGCAUGACUUUCUAUCUGUUACAGUAAAAUCUAUUGAUGGAUUUCAAGGUGGUGAGGAGGACAUUAUUUUGAUUUCAACAGUUAGGUCCAAUAAAGAUGGGAAAGUAGGCUUUCUCUCUGAUUCUGGGAGAAUCAAUGUGGCGUUGACAAGAGCCAAGUACUGCCUUUGGAUCCUUGGAAAUGGAACCACUUUACUGGCUAGCAAUUCAAUAUGGGCUGAUUUAGUCCGUGAUUCAAAAAGGCGCAGAUGUUUCUUUGAUGCUUUUAAGGAUAAGGACUUAGCAGAAGUAGUCAUGUUUGCAACUAAGCCUGAGCAAUGGAAUCGAAGAGAACAGAGGAAUAGUCGUGCAAAUGAAGCGCCAUCUUGGCCAUCAUCAUGGGAUGUGGUGGCUGACAGGAACAACCCACCAAGAAGAUGGAAUGGCCGUCCAGCUUCUAGCAAUGCAAGGAGCGUGACCAAAUCCUAUGAUCAGGGACCAAAUGCAUGUCGAUGGACCAAUAAUUUCUCAGCUAGUAGAGAGGAAAGUUACAGAACUCGCUUUCAGCACGGCGAACCCUUGCGCAGUGGUCACUACAAUAAUCAAUCUCGAGUUGCGCCUGCUAAUCAAAAUCGGUUCAACAACUACAAUGCUUCGAGUGAGUGGCAUGGCUCUGUGGAAGGGUAUAGAGGAUGGCCCAAGCAGCAUGUUGGGCCAGAACCACAUGCCAGGUUGUCACAUGAAUGCAGUAGUAGUUUUCAAGAAGGCGAUGUAAGGCAUACUCCUAGAUCAGCUUAUGGGGAAGAAUCACAUGGCCAAAUUAGUGUUCUUGGCUCAUGGCAAGCUCCAGGAACCUACUACAAUUGUGGACCUCAGAAUAGAACUGUUUGUCCUGAGUUUCAGAACAGAGGGUCUUUUCAACAAAGGUUUGGUUCAUAUGGAGCUGCAGAUUCUGGAUUUGGUAGGGCCAAUGGAGACAGACAAUUCAAUAGUCUUGAGCGACGAGUGCCAUAUGGUCGAAUUGGUGGUCAAGGCAGAGGAAGAACUUCCUGCCAAGGGAGAGGAGAUACAAGAGGAUGGCAUGAACGGUUUGUUUGCCGUUGGACAGAACCUCACUGUCAGGUGCAGAAUGGCGGUUUGGAAAUUGCAUCCCACAAACUGCUAGCUCCUGGGCAGCAAGGGACGAAGAGGAACUGGUGUAAAGCAGAAUCAUCAGAUUCACCGCAACAGGACAACACAAAAAGGAUACUUGGAAGUGUAGAUCAACCUCCUGGCCCUGGGCCAGUUUGUCAUGGUGGUUCUGGAGCUCCCUCCCCUGAACAGCAUGCUUCUAGACAGGGAGCAGUGAAGAGAGGUGUAUGUGAAGCUGAAUCGUCAGAUUUACCAAUACAGGAUGAGUCCUCAGAAGUAACACUAAAACAAAGUGCAGAUAAACCUCUUUGUACCACAGAGGAUGGCAAUUCUGGAGCUGGUUCCUGUGAACUGCCUGUUCCUGAGCAGGGUGGGGUGGGGAUAGACUUGCGUGAAGCAGGACCACCAGAUAUACCAUGUCAGGUUCCGGAUGGCAGUUCUGAAGCAUUCCUUGAACUCCUUGUUCCCGAGCAUAGGGGGAUGGAAGCCGGCUUGUGUAAAGUAGAGCCAUCAGAUGCACCUUAUCAGGGUCAGGAUGGCAGUCCUGGAACCGCUUCACAUGAACAACCUGUCCCUGAGCAGCGAGGGAUGGGAAGAGCAGACUCGUGCGCUACAGAACCAUUGUCAGUACACCAGGACAGCACAGAAAAUAAACCUGAAACCGUAGAACAAGAUAGCUAGACAGUAGACACUUCUGAAUUUUGAUAUGUUACCUUUCUUUUUCUGCUCUGUAUAGAAACCUGUGCAUAAUAAGCAUGUAGGGCCUGAUUGGUUGGGGUGGUCCAAUCCUGCCUGGCUGCUUUUUGGAGCUAGGGUAAGCUGGCAAGGUUCAAGUAGUGCAGGCUGAGUUGUUUGGUUUCAUUUUUGAGCUCGUCCUGGGUGGAUGAAGAAUCUGAUUGAUGGUCGGUUUAAUGUAGGGUGAAAACGGUCGGAAACGAUGAGUAAACACUAAAAUAAUUUUCGUUUUCAUAUUUUUUUU